AUGGCCAGUGACAUCCAGCCCUACACCAUCGCCGUGCCAGACGAUGCCUUGGCCAAGCUCAAGGCCAAGCUCGGCGCCUCUGUUCUCCCGCAACGUGUCGACUUUGAAGACGAUUGGGACUACGGCGCACCCGCCGCCGACGUCCGUCGCCUCGCCGCCUACUGGCGCGACGGCUUCGACUGGCGCGCGCAGGAGAGGCGCAUCAACCAGCUGCCGCAGUACACGACACCCAUCGACGUCGACGGCUUUGGCCCGCUCAACAUUCAUUUUGUGCACCAAAGGAGCGCACAGCCAGGGAGCAUCCCGCUGCUCUUCUGCCAUGGCUGGCCUGGCAGCUUCUUGGAGGUGGAAAAGAUACUUCCUCUGUUGGUGGGAACGGCCAAUGGCGUCUCGUUUCAUGUCGUGGCACCGUCGCUGCCGAACUAUGCCUUCUCCGAUGGCCCUGUUAAGAAGGGCUUUGGGCUUCGCCAAUACGCCGAGACUCUGCAUAAGCUGAUGCAGAAGCUCGGCUACCAGAAAUACGUCACCCAGGGCGGAGACUGGGGAUACAUGAUUACUCGCCGCCUAGGCGCCGAUUUUCCCGAGUCGUGCGUCGCCUCUCACGUUAACUUGGCUUUUCGCGGGCCUCCUACGUUCAAAGAAACGCCACUCACCUGGCUGCGGCACGCGCUGACACCGUGGUCCGCCGACGAGAAAAGGGGCCUCGCGCGCUCCGCCUGGUUCCGCGAGGAGGGCAUCGGCUACAACAGCCUGCAGAGCACCAAGCCCGCGACGCUGGGCUUUGCCUUUGCCGACUCGCCCGUGGCCUUGCUGGCUUGGAUCUACGAGAAGCUGCACGACUGGACCGACGCCUACCCCUGGACUGACGACGAGGUCCUGACGUGGGUUUCGCUGUAUGUCUUCUCCAACGCCGGCCCCGAGGCCAGCGCCCGCAUCUACUACGAGGCCAAGCACGCCCCCGAGAACGCGGCCAUCACCUCAGGCUACAAUGCCAAGGUACCCCUGGGCAUCUCGCAGUUUCCAAAGGAUCUCGUCGUGAUUCCGAGGCUCUGGUCCCAUGGCCUCGGGCCUAUAGUAUUUGAAAAAAGGCACAAGGAUGGCGGGCACUUUGCGGCGUUUGAGCGGCCAAAUGAGCUGGUGGAGGAUCUGCGGACCAUGUUUGGGCGCAAUGGUGGUGCGUUUGCUGUGACCAAAGCUCUUGCCAAACUUUAA
Beauveria bassiana ARSEF 2860 is the source of this 1212-nucleotide messenger RNA. Its product is annotated as epoxide hydrolase. Gene Ontology annotation, molecular function: epoxide hydrolase activity. The record is from RefSeq and is a predicted model, not a curated record. Gene Ontology annotation, biological process: epoxide metabolic process. The transcript has 3 exons. Lineage: Eukaryota; Fungi; Ascomycota; Sordariomycetes; Hypocreales; Cordycipitaceae. The coding region runs from base 1 to 1212 and encodes 403 amino acids.